This is a messenger RNA of Aedes aegypti (yellow fever mosquito), 2652 nucleotides long. RefSeq names its product glutamine synthetase 1, mitochondrial (gene Gs1). Lineage: Eukaryota; Metazoa; Arthropoda; Insecta; Diptera; Culicidae. The transcript has 2 exons. Bases 550 to 1752 code for a protein of 400 amino acids. The record is from RefSeq and is a predicted model, not a curated record. Gene Ontology annotation, cellular component: cytoplasm. Gene Ontology annotation, molecular function: glutamine synthetase activity.
UAUUAGGCUAGAGGCUGUAAUAAACGUAUAAACAGUAUAAGCACCCUUCAUGCGACUGUGUACUGGUUCGUUGAAUCCUAUGUAAUUAGUGAAGGAGGCUUUCCACCCGACGCGACAGGGAAACCAAGACAGCGCUAGUGUGUGGGGCUUCGGACGUUUUCUGCACUGGUAUGCCCGCGCUUAAGUAGUAGAACCACCAGGCCGUGGUCCAACAUUUCGUGAAAUCCGCUCGAACGUCCCAGUUCAGUACAGCGCCGCUGUCUGAGAAGGCUCUACGACCCGUAAGGUAGAAGUCUUCAGAACGAAAUCGUCCGGGAGUGAAACUGGCUCGAAGUUCAUCGGGAAGACUGGUCCUUCUCGUUCAGGAACUGAAAAAGCUGAUUGUGGAAGCCAAAUUCCUAGUAUUUGCCAAUAUUUCUCUGUGAUAUGGUUUGAGAACAAAAUCAAGAGCUACUUAAGAAACCAGAAAUUGUGAGUGUGACCAAAAUCAAAAGGUGUGUUUAUUGUAAAUUUAUCUGUGUGAUUACCAACAAAGAAGACUAAGAGAAGAUGGCAUUCAGAGUUGUGGGAUUAUUGAUUCGCCAGGAACUGUCCUCCCUUGGCAGUGCAUCAACAACGCGCAUGAUCAGCACCAGUGCGACACGAUCUGCACGUAUUCUGCAAGAGUCACCCAAUGCUUACAUGAACAAAACGCUGUUGGAUCGGUAUCACAAGCUCAAGUACGAUCCAAAGUACGUUCAAGCAACCUAUGUGUGGAUCGAUGGCACGGGUGAAAACGUUCGUUUGAAGGAUCGUGUGCUCGAUUACGUACCAAAAAAACCGGAAGACGUGCCAAACUGGCAGUACGACGGCAGCUCAACCUAUCAAGCUCUGGGUGGUAACUCUGACAUCAAGUUGGUUCCCCGUGCUUUGUACAAGGAUCCAUUCAAGCCAGGACCAAAUGAUUUGAUUGUGCUGUGCGACACGUACCAACCAGACGGAAAGCCAACCGAAUCUAACAAACGUGCUUUAAUGCAGGAUGCCUACAACAAGUCCAAAGAUUACGAACCAUGGUUCGGAAUCGAGCAGGAAUACACGUUCCUAGAUAUUGAUGGAAGGCCUUUGGGUUGGCCAACGGCUGGAUUCCCAGGACCCCAGGGGCCAUACUACUGCGCUACUGGUGCACAGAACGUCGUCGGUCGCGACAUCGCCGAAGCUCACGCUCUGGCUUGCCUCUAUGCUGGAGUUGACUUUGCCGGAACCAAUGCCGAAGUCAUGCCAGCUCAGUGGGAAUUCCAAGUUGGACCAAAUCUUGGAAUGAAGUGCGCUGACGAUAUCUGGCUUGCUCGUUACCUGCUGUGGCGUAUCGCUGAGGACUACGGUGUUGUUGUCACGUUCGACCCCAAACCAAUGGAAGGAAACUGGAAUGGUGCUGGAGGCCAUUGCAACUUCUCCACCAAGCAGAUGCGAGCAGAAAAUGGUAUCGAGGCCAUCAAGGCAGCUAUCGAGAAACUGUCCAAGCAGCAUGCCAAGCAUAUCAAGGCCUACGAUCCACGAGGAGGAAAGGACAACGAACGUCGUCUGGUUGGCCGUCUCGAGACUUCGUCCAUUGACAAAUUCAGUUGGGGUGUUGCCGACCGUAGCACCAGUGUUCGCAUUCCACGAGGCGUUGCCGAUGCCAACAAGGGGUACCUCGAGGACAGACGUCCAAGCUCAAACUGUGAUCCGUACAGCGUUUGCCAUGCUAUCCUCGAGACUUGCCUCGUCGAGUAAAACUGCCAUCCUUCCGUAAUGGAAACCUUCUAAACCCACUCAAAAUCCACUUAUCGCAAUCGUGUACUACUUGAGUCAAACUAAAGAAAUACUAUAUUUUGAUAUAAAUUGUCAUAGCCACAUAGCAUUUGUUAUCAUUAUCGUGUCAAAUUGUCUAUACCGAACCGAAUCUACUUACAAACAACCAUAAAACAAGAUGGCAUUUUCAUAUAUACGUAUUCUUAAAACUGAGAGAUAUUAAAGAUGUUUUAGCUGAAUGUACACGAACACUUAUUAACAAGCAUAAUUAUACAGACAAACGAAUGACAAGAUAAACAGGAAGAUGGCCUACAGGCGGAACUACUCUUCCAUAUAAACCGGUCGUAUUACAUUCACUUCACUUCACUAUGUUAUCAUUGUUUUUUACCAACAUUCGUGCAUGCACAUCAGAAAUAAAAGCAAGUGCCCGACGAUUGUCGAUUAGGAAUUGAAAUUAUUAAGUGGAAACUCACCAUCUGGGAUGUUUACGAGAUACAAUGUAUACUGAUUCGCCUAAUGUUGCAACAUUUAUGAUUAGUUUAUGUUCUAGGAAACUUUGUUUUUAUUGUUUCGGAUGAUAAAGGCACAAGUGUUACUUCAUCAUCACCAAUUACUGACUGAACCUUAUUCUUUUCUUUGUGUUUUAGAUUGUUUUAAAACAUAAUGAAAUCCGAAAUGAUAAGUGGUAAACGAUUGGCACAAACCGCCGAACAAGCUCAUUGAAAUUAGAGAAAUGAUUUUAUAGUGCAAAUCUAAAGUUAUUAUUCGCUGUUCUCAACGAUAGAUGUUUAAAAUCGGACAAAAUGGGUCGCAACAGGUACAUAUGAAAGCGAAGAUAUCAAUCUUUUGGACAGCUUACAAUGUUAAAAAAAUAAAUAUGUU